CUGUCAUAUCAAUGUUUGUGUUUUGUAUGUGUUAUCAUUUCACCGUCGCGGCGCUGAUAUACCCAUCGUUAUCUUAACGUCGUCGUUGCUCGUAAAUAAUUAUUGUCAUGUCAUGUUUUUAGUAUUAAUGUUACUAGUGUUACAAAGUUUCAUAUUUUUCAUCCAGGUGUAAUUGUUUUAUUAUAACUAAAAGUCUCUUAAUGUUAUGUAGUACCAGGUUUUAUAUUAUUCAGAUUUUUUGGAGAACGUGAAUUUCAUUUCUUUUAGUUAUUGUUGGUCAGUAUCAUACUUGUAUAAGCUCAUCUCAACACCAGUGUUGUGAGCCAAAAAUGCCUUUUGUUUAAGUUAUACCUAUGUUUGACAGUGUGCGCCUAGGUGGUUGGCUCGGUAGUCACGCGAUUAAGGGAUCUUUUUAGAUAUUAUUGUACAAAUGUGUAAACGGUAUAAAGCGGUUGUGCAGGUGUAAAACUACUACAACUAAUGGAUAACAAUUUCAAAAGGGAAUUAAGAAGUUUGUGUCAAAAAGACCCGUUCCUUUGAAAAAAACGAUCAGGAACAUAUGCGAUAUUCUUAUGAGCAAGACAAUGGAUGUUAUUAUACUCUUUUUCAAUAUUCCUUCUUCGUCAUCACCUGUAUUUGUCAUAGAUUGGUAUUGGUGUCCAUUAUUAUUGCGUAAGUCCGCCAACAUUCGCCGUGGUGUGUGAGAUACCUCCAAGGCCUACAAUUGUAAUAGAUCAUCAUCCAUCAACGCCGUUAUAUUUAAAAUCAGUGUGAUAAAUGUGACAAAAUGGCGGUCGCUCGUGUGGAUAGUUGGAUUCGUCUCGGUAAAAGAGAACUGGGUAGAAGACCAGCCCCCACCCACCGCGUUGAGUGCCGUAGUGGUUGUGCCGCCUAAAACAUGUCCGCCGUCGCCACAGCCGCCGCCGGUAACUCCACCACCACUCCACCGCUCAUGCACAUCGCGAGUUGCUGGCAUACCUAUUUAAUUUGUCAUGAACAGCAUUGUUCAUUAUUGUUGACGGUGUAGUCGAUGUACAGAACACGAAAUUACACAUCAGAAAUGGCUGUAAACAAAGGAAUUGCCCCUGAACCUACCAUUAAUCUUAAAGUUCAUGGACCAAAUAAUUAUUUUGUCCAAUUCAAGAUGAAGAUACAUACUCCUAUGAAAAAGCUCAUGAAAGCUUAUUGUGAAGGAGCUGCUUCAGAUAUAGCAACAUUAAGAUUCCAAUUUGACGGACAAUCAUUUUCUGGCCAAGAUACUCCAUUUUCUUUAGAACUGGAAGAUGGUGAUGUUAUUGAAGUCUUUCAACACCGGGCUGGCGUCGAUGGAAUUUGGAACAAGCCGAGUACAUCAAGGGAAGAAGAAACAACACCUUACAAAAUAUCUGAAAAGAAAAUAAUUCAAAAAGAUGUUACAAAAAUGAAUAUUACAGCAACUAGCAAAACACCUUUAGUCGGUGUUAUUCGUCCAACAAAUGCUACCAAUAGUGUAUAUGAUAAAGAAGAGACUGGUCCCCUGAAUGGUUCAUUAGAUAAUGCUGGAGUUGCCUUUUUGCCUGAAGAAUCAGAAAUGCCCGUCGAUUCAAAUGAACAAACAUACUGUUUAUGCAAACAAGUUUCUUAUGGUAAAAUGAUAGCCUGCGAUAAUUCAUGUUGUCCAAUUGAAUGGUUCCAUUUUGGAUGUGUUAAUGUAACUACCGAGCCCAAAGGAAAAUGGUUCUGUCCGAAAUGUAAAACAAACAAAAUGAUUAAAUAACUCAUUUUAAAAAUGAAUAACUUUUUAAUUUUAUACAUACAUAUAAAAAUAAUAUACCGUUUAUAGUACCGUAAUAUUAUUAUUGUCAUUAAAUAACAUACAUAUUUGAGAAUACAAUUUAAA
Rhopalosiphum padi (bird cherry-oat aphid) is the source of this 1879-nucleotide messenger RNA. RefSeq lists its product as uncharacterized. The transcript has 11 exons. Lineage: Eukaryota; Metazoa; Arthropoda; Insecta; Hemiptera; Aphididae. The coding region runs from base 1031 to 1756 and encodes 241 amino acids. Gene Ontology annotation, biological process: regulation of DNA-templated transcription. Gene Ontology annotation, cellular component: nucleus. The record is from RefSeq and is a predicted model, not a curated record.